AUGGAGACAUCGAGUCUCAUCCUGCGUGGUGGCCUGAGCAGAGCGUGGAUCACAGCUCCCGCCACAUGGUCCGCCCUCGAGGAUGGACUUCGCUGCAAGGGACUGACCUCCCAGCCCCGAGAGACAGCACGUGACCGAGAAACUUUGGCGGGCGGCGGCGGCGCGGGCGGCGGCGCGGCGGUCGAGCUCCCCCGCGCGGCGAGCUCUGCUGCGGGGAGGCGCUCGCCCCGCGCCGCGCAGGCUCGCCCGGGGCCGGGCUGCGGCGCCAGGGACGCGCGGAGCCUCUGCUCCGCCGCCGCCGCCGCCGCCUGCUGCCGGGAGGUCAUCGGGAUCGUAGCGUGCCAGCUGCUGCCCGCUUUUCCCACUCUGGAUCUGGAUGGGAAGUUGGGGAAGAUGGAUAGGGUCGUGUUGGGGUGGACCGCGGUCUUCUGGUUAACAGCCAUAGUUGAAGGCCUUCAGGUCUCAGUGCCUGACAAGAAGAAGGUGGCCAUGCUCUUCCAGCCCACUGUGCUCCGCUGCCACUUUUCCACGUCCUCCCACCAGCCUGCAGUGGUUCAAUGGAAGUUCAAAUCCUACUGCCAGGAUCGCAUGGGAGAAUCCUUGGGCAUGUCUUCUCCCCGAGCCCAAGCGCUCAGCAAGAGGAACCUGGAAUGGGACCCCUACGUGGAUUGUUUAGACAGCAGAAGGACCGUCCGAGUGGUAGCAUCGAAACAGGGUUCGACCGUUACCCUGGGAGACUUCUACAGGGGCAGAGAGAUCACCAUAGUUCAUGAUGCAGAUCUUCAGAUUGGAAAGCUCAUGUGGGGAGACAGCGGACUCUACUACUGUAUCAUCACCACCCCAGACGACCUGGAAGGCAAAAAUGAGGACUCGGUGGAACUGCUGGUGUUGGGCAGGACAGGGCUGCUUGCUGAUCUCUUGCCCAGUUUUGCUGUGGAGAUUAUGCCAGAGUGGGUGUUUGUCGGCCUGGUGAUCCUGGGAAUCUUCCUCUUCUUCGUGCUGGUGGGGAUCUGCUGGUGCCAAUGCUGCCCUCACAGUUGCUGCUGCUAUGUCCGCUGCCCAUGCUGCCCGGAUUCCUGCUGCUGCCCUCAGGCCUUGUAUGAAGCAGGGAAAGCAGCCAAGGCCGGGUUCCCUCCCUCUGUCUCCGGUGUCCCUGGCCCCUACUCCAUCCCCUCUGUCCCCUUGGGAGGAGCCCCCUCUUCUGGCAUGCUGAUGGACAAGCCGCAUCCACCUCCCUUGGCAACAAGUGAUUCCACUGGAGGAAGCCACAGUGUUCGCAAAGGUUACCGGAUCCAGGCUGACAAAGAGAGAGACUCCAUGAAGGUCCUGUACUACGUCGAGAAGGAGCUGGCUCAGUUCGAUCCAGCCAGGAGGAUGAGAGGCAGAUAUAACAACACCAUCUCGGAACUCAGCUCCCUGCACGAUGAUGACAACGGCAAUUUCCGCCAGCCUUACCACCAGAUGCGGAAUAAGCAGUUCCCUCUGUCUGGGGACCUGGAGAGCAAUCCUGACUACUGGUCAGGUGUCAUGGGAGGCAACAGUGGGACCAACAGGGGGCCAGCCCUGGAGUAUAACAAAGAGGACCGUGAGAGCUUCAGGCACAGCCAGCCGCGCUCUAAAUCAGAGAUGCUGUCGCGGAAGAACUUUGCCACAGGCGUGCCCGCUGUGUCGAUGGACGAGCUAGCAGCCUUCGCAGACUCGUACGGCCAGCGAUCGCGGCGCGCCAACGGCAACAGCCACGAGGCGCGGGCGGGGAGCCGCUUCGAGCGCUCGGAGUCGCGGGCCCACGGUGCCUUCUACCAGGAUGGCUCGCUGGAUGAGUACUACGGGCGCGGGCGCAGUCGCGAGCCGCCAGGAGACGGGGAGCGCGGCUGGACCUAUAGCCCCGCACCCGCACGCCGCCGGCCACCGGAGGAUACGCCUCUGCCGCGCCUGGUGAGCCGGACCCCGGGCACCGCGCCCAAGUACGAUCACUCGUACCUGAGCAGCGUGCUGGAGCGCCAGGCGCGGCCGGAGAGCAGCAGCCGCGGGGGCAGCCUAGAGACGCCGUCCAAGCGGGGCGCACAGCUCGGCCCGCGCAGCGCAUCCUACUACGCCUGGUCCCCGCCAACCACCUACAAGGCUGGGGCCAGCGAGGGUGAAGAGGAGGAGGACGCAGCGGACGAGGACGCGCUGCCACCCUACAGCGAGCUGGAGCUGAGCCGCGGGGAGCUGAGCCGGGGCCCAUCCUACCGUGGGCGUGACUUGUCCUUCCACAGCAACUCGGAGAAGAGGAGGAAAAAGGAACCCGCCAAGAAAACCGGCGACUUUCCAACCAGGAUGUCCCUUGUAGUCUGAUUCUUUGAAAACACCUCUCUGGAUGACUGGAAAUCAGAUGCAGACUAUGGAAACAAGACCCAACCUGAGAGUGGGCAAGCCUAGGACCUUCUCUGCCCAGCAGCCACGUUGGAAGCUUCUCUGAUCUCUGCUUUGGCAAGGGAUCCUCCUUUAAGAAGGCUGCUUUCAAAUCUUAGUGCCCAUCCAUCUUGAGCAACUUACCAAGAAAACGCUGUGUGAGAACAUACCAUGUAAUAACCCACCAAGUUUAUCUUGCUCCCCCCUACCCCCAUUUCCUUAACAGAAACAAGACUGUCCCGUUCUGAAGCAGGUAGCUUUGGACCCCUCAUCUCUAGAAAUUACCUAUGCCUGCAGUAUGUUAUUUUUUUACAAGUGCUGUUCUGUGCUUAGAGACAGAGGGAUUUAUUACUACUGUUAGAAGACCUUCUGCUCACAAGAGAGAUAAAUGGUAAAAUGUACCUUGUUUCCCCAUUGCUUCCAGUCACUGGUCCAUGAGUCUUGUUAUGCUAAAAUCAGAAGGCCUUUAGUGAGCUUUGUGGCAGUGACCUCCUGGGCAAUCCCAGAAAUGCCUUCAAUUUGCUGCUCUGACUCACGAUUCUAAGUGGCUGGGACAAAGAGAGGAGAGCAUUUGGAAAAGCUGUCUUAAGUGGUCUUUCUUUUUUCCAUACGCAGGACUCACACUGUUUUUCACUUUUCUGUGGCACACAGUGAUGCCCGAGCCUUGAGCUCCUAAGGCUCCUCCCUCCCCAGUCCCUCUCUAUGUUUCCCUCUCACCUGGUCUUUUCAGGGCUGGUGCCUCUGAGGGUGUUUCGCUCCACUCUUCACAGUGAAUAGCUUGUCAUCAGGUGCCUUUGACAAAUGCUUAAAACACACAUUUGAGAGAGGAGAAAAGCAGAAGUCGGUGAUACAAGAUGAAGAACGGGAAAUGAUAUGUAGUCUCAUUAUGUUUUGAAUGUGGGUUGUUUCCCCACAAACACACUCAGAUUUUCUUUUUUCGGAGUUGUACUUCAUUUAAGAGUUAUUUCUACCAUCCUGAUUCUGCGGCAGCUGGGCACCAGGGAUAUGGUGUCGACAUUGUUUGGCCUCACUGCCUAACCAGUAGAGAUGCUUUGGGGGGAAGAAAGACACCCACAUCGUCAGCAAGAAGCACUUCCUCUUUCUACCAUUGCAAAAAACAAACAAACAAACAAACAAAAAUAAACAAAAACAGAAAACAAAAAAAAAAU
Molecule: messenger RNA, 3563 nt
Organism: Apodemus sylvaticus (European woodmouse)
Lineage: Eukaryota; Metazoa; Chordata; Mammalia; Rodentia; Muridae
Gene: Ildr2
Product: immunoglobulin like domain containing receptor 2
Exons: 11
Coding region: 1-2337 (778 amino acids)
Biological process (GO): pancreas development
Cellular component (GO): membrane
Source: RefSeq, a predicted model, not a curated record